Messenger RNA from Chenopodium quinoa (quinoa), 2301 nucleotides. Its product is annotated as carotene epsilon-monooxygenase, chloroplastic-like. Gene Ontology annotation, molecular function: iron ion binding; heme binding. The transcript is spliced from 10 exons. Lineage: Eukaryota; Viridiplantae; Streptophyta; Magnoliopsida; Caryophyllales; Amaranthaceae. The record is from RefSeq and is a predicted model, not a curated record. Bases 31 to 1761 code for a protein of 576 amino acids. Gene Ontology annotation, cellular component: chloroplast. Gene Ontology annotation, biological process: carotenoid biosynthetic process.
CAAUCGGGCAACCCCCAUAUAAAUAUUUAGAUGUUCGAAUUGAUAAAGAUAGUGAUAAUAUUACUCGUACAGUCGUACUAUGUAACCCCGCCAAACCCAAUCCAAACCACAACAAAAAAAAUUCAGGCAAUGUCCUCCUCUUUCUCAUACUCUUUCACCCCUUUCUCUCUCCUCCCCAAACCCAUCUCACCUCGUUUCCACCCCAUCAAAUUCUCCCUCUUCCAACCACCACAACCACCACCGAACCCAAAACCCACCAAACCCGAACCCAAAUUCAAGUCAUGGGUCAGCCCAGAUUGGCUCACUUCCUUAUCCCGAACACUAACCUUCACCCAAGACGAUUCCAGCAUACCCAUUGCUAGUGCUAAGCUCGAGGAUGUUUCUGAGCUUCUUGGUGGUGCCCUCUUUCUUCCUUUGUUUAAAUGGAUGAAUAUUUAUGGACCCAUUUACCGUUUAGCUGCUGGCCCCCGGAAUUUUGUGGUUGUUAGUGAUCCUGCUAUUGCUAAGCAUGUUUUGAGGAAUUAUGGGACCAAAUAUGCUAAGGGUCUUGUUGCUGAGGUUUCUGAGUUCCUUUUUGGCUCCGGUUUCGCCAUUGCCGAAGGCUCGCUUUGGACGGCAAGGCGCAGGGCUGUUGUUCCGUCACUUCACAAGAGGUAUCUAUCAGUGAUAGUUGAGCGGGUUUUUUGUAAAUGUGCUGAAAGGAUGGUGGAGAAGCUAAAAGCCAGUGCAGCCAGUGGUACAUCUGUGAACAUGGAGGCUGUAUUUUCACAACUUACGCUUGAUGUCAUUGGCCUAUCAUUAUUCAACUACAAUUUUGAGUCUCUGACUACUGAUAGUCCAGUCAUUGAUGCUGUUUACACUGCACUAAAAGAGGCAGAGAAUCGUUCUACUGAUAUUCUACCAUAUUGGAAGGUCAAAGCCUUGUGUAAAGUUGUUCCCAGACAAAUAAAAGCUGAGAAAGCAGUUGAAAUCAUCAGAGACACUGUUGAAGAGCUUAUUGCAAAGUGUAAGGAAAUCGUUGAAGCUGAAGGUGAAAACAUAGACAAUGAAGAAUAUGUCAAUGAAGCCGAUCCAAGUAUAUUACGUUUCUUGCUGGCUAGCAGGGAGGAGGUAUCAAGCAUACAACUGCGAGAUGACCUCUUGUCAAUGCUAGUUGCUGGGCAUGAAACCACCGGUUCAGUGUUAACAUGGACAGCGUAUCUUUUAAGUAAGAAUCCUUCAUCUUUGUCAAAAGCAAAACAAGAAGUCGACAAUGUUCUCCAAGGAAGGCUUCCUUCCUACGAAGAUACCAAAGAACUCAAGUUUUUGACACGUUGCAUAUUAGAGUCAAUGCGUCUGUAUCCACAUCCUCCAGUUUUGAUAAGAAGAGCUCAAGUUGACGACACCCUUCCUGGUAAUUACAAGGUCAAUCCUGGUCAAGAUAUAAUGAUAUCAGUAUACAAUAUCCAUCAUUCAUCUCAGGUGUGGGAAAGGGCUGAAGAGUUUGUUCCAGAAAGGUUUGAUUUGGAGGGUCCAGUUCCUAAUGAAACAAACACUGAUUUCAGGUUUAUACCAUUUAGUGGAGGACCUCGUAAAUGUGUAGGUGAUCAGUUUGCUUUGUUGGAAGCAAUUGUAGCCCUUGCAAUCCUUCUCCAGAACAUGGAUUUUGAGCUGAUCCCAGAUCAGGACAUUACUAUGACCACUGGAGCAACUAUCCAUACAACAAAUGGCUUGUACAUGAGAGUGACUGAACGUGCAAAAGAACCUGUACUCGCUACAUGAUUAUAGGCUGCUUCUUUUGCCAAUAUGAAGGGAAAAGGUAUCAGGAAAUUUAUAGCUACUAAGCUUGUCAUUGUCUUGGGUGUUCAGCAUCAAAUGAGCAGGCUUUUUUCAUGCUGCGGAAUGCAUUAGUUGUGCCAUCUAGCAAACUGAAGUGGUCUUCUGCCGUGUUAUCAAGACAGUUUGAAGCUUUCAAAUCUCAAUUGCUGCUGCAAAACGGAGUAACCUCAAUUACCAACUGUUGAAUCAGUGAACAAUAAGAGAUUACAUCCCCUCAAACAGGUUUAGAUAUGUGAAAAAUAGAAAAUAACUACGACCUCCGUAACAAAAAUGUCUAAUCAUUGCACAUAACCUGUAAAGGCUAUAAUGGAGGUAGUAUUAGAUUCUUGUACACAUAUUUUUACAUACAUAAUAGUUCAUACAUAAUCAUAUGCGACUAUGCAAGUCUUCCCUAUCCCAAGUCAAGGAGCAUAAAAAGAAAUGUGACAUACUUUGUACUUUGUAUAAAUUAAGGAGAUAAAGGGUACAUUAUAAAAUUCUUCA